AUGGUGGGCAGCGGGACCUCCGCCCCUCCUGGCCCUGGUUUAGGGGGACCGAGGGCCGCGGGCGUGGCCGACUGGGAAGUCCGCCCGGUGCCCCUGGCCCUCCCACGCCCCGUCCCAGGCCCCUGGGCGCCUGCGGAAGCUGCGGCCACCGAAGCCGCCGCGUGCGGGCAGGGCGCUCGCAGACCCCCGCGCCCCCCCCGCCCGCCGCGCCGCGGGGCAGCCCCGCCCGCAGGUGCGGGCGCGCGGGGCGCGGCCAUGAGGGGGGCGGGGCUGCCGCCAGGGUGUGGGCGGUGGCGGCUCCCGGGCCCCACCCCACCCCCACCCCCACCCCCACCCGGCGGGCCGGGCUCGGGGGAUCCGCGUCCAGGCAGGGUGAGCGCGGGGCCGCGCCGCGUGGGGUCCCCCGCCGACGGCGCCCGCAAGCGUCCCCGCGUGAAGCGCUCGGUCUCGGGACCCGGAGCGGCGGCCGCAGACCGGGGGCCCGCGGCGGGGCCGGGGGCCGGGGACUUGGCGCACGGGAAGGCGGCGGAGACGCGGGGCACGUGGGCGCGGAGCGUCCGGGCGGCCCCUGCCCGCGGCCCCCCCACCCCCACCCCGGGCCGCCCAGCCGCCCCGAGUCCCGGGGACUCGGCUCCCUCCGGCCUCAGGGAGACCCCCUGUUCGGGCCCCGCCGAGGUCGCCCCGGACCGCGGCUGCCUCCAGCCCUGGCCGCUCGCCCCUUUCCGUCGGGGGCGCGUGGCCCCCCGCAGGCCCGGGCCGGACGCCCCGCCCGUGCGCGGACUCGGGGGCGCGGGGGCGGUCGGGGAGGGUCCAAGCCAGCGCCGGCCCUGCUCCCGGACGCGUGGCUCCCGGGCGGUUCUCGGCCCCCCAGGUGGAAGCCGGGCGGUGACCAGAUGCACAGAGGGCCCCGCGCCGGGAAGCCAGGCCCACCCACCGGCCAGCCGCGACGGCGGAUGUGUCACUGUUGAUGUCGCCGUGGCUCCCAACCCCGGCCCUCCUCGGGCCUAUCCCGGGGUCACAGGCCUGGGUCCCCACGAACCCCAUUCCAGUCGCCCUUUCCUCACCCAAGCACAGCUACAACCCACCUGCUGCCCCUGCCCUGUUCCUUCACAUCUGAAUCCACGGCUCCCUCCCUUCCUGCUCCCCACACUCCCUCAGCUUGACCUCGGGGAGCCCGGACGCAGCCCAGCCGCCCCAGCGGCCCCGCAGCGUCUCUGGCUGCCUCGUAGCCUGGGCCUGGCGGGGCCUGGCCCGGGAACCUGUACAGACGCCCCUUCCCGGGACUCACCCUGGAGCACUUCGGGCUGCGCCAAGCCAGGCCCAGCGUGCAGGCAUCUCGCGGGUACUUCCCGAUGCCAGGUGGCCCAGCAGAGACAGUGUGGCGGGCGGAGUCCUUCCCCAGGUGGUACCGACCCUCCGGACCCUUCUGCCAACCGGCCCAAGUACAGGUGCCCCUCGGCCCGUGGCAGCUGCUGCUGGGAGGGGGUGGCACCUCACGGGCUGACGAGCCUGAGAUUGUCUGGAGCGCUCACCACUCUCAGGCUGGACAGUCCUGGAGGCACCGCCCCGGAGGCUGAUGGGGCCUCAGCAGGCACGUUGCUCCUAGGGGCUCCUCACCCCGUGCCCCAGCUUCGGGACAAGUGA
This is a messenger RNA of Hippopotamus amphibius kiboko, 1644 nucleotides long. RefSeq names its product basic proline-rich protein-like. The record is from RefSeq and is a predicted model, not a curated record. NCBI's taxonomy places the organism in Eukaryota, Metazoa, Chordata, Mammalia, Artiodactyla, Hippopotamidae. The transcript has a single exon. Bases 1 to 1644 code for a protein of 547 amino acids.